AUGAGGCACCGCGACCUCGGCCCAGAGCAGGAGAAGGAACAGGGGGUUUUUAGUCAUAAAAUCAGUAGCGUGUUCUUUAGUGAAAUCUGCAAUGAAGUGAAACAAACCAUGAGAGCCCUGAUUCUCGCUGCCCUCAUCUCAGUGGUAGUAGCCCACCCUGGCCUAGUGCCAGUUGGUCCUGCUGGCCCAGCCCCCGCACCUGAACCUGAAGACGCAUUCCAACCGAUUGCUAUAGGCCCUGCCAUCCUUGACAACUUCCACCCCAUUGCUAUCGGACCCGCCAUAGUCCCGGACCCCGUCCCUAUUGUUCCUGAGCCGGUUGCUGUUGGUCCCGCUAUCAUCCCAGCUCCUAAGGCUCCCCUUGUGCAAAUUAUCUUGAACGUCAACGCUGCUGCGAGUGCACCUGCGCCUGUGCCCGUUCUGCCCGUGCAUGUGGUUGAUGAAGCCCCAGCUCCAAUUGACCCUGUUCAGGUUGUUGAAGUGGCACCCGAACCCGAACCCGAACCCAUCCCCGUUGAACCCGUCGUCAUCGGUGAACCUAGUCUCCCUGAACCAGUCGUCUCACCUCCUGAACUCAACUAA
Molecule: messenger RNA, 582 nt
Organism: Spodoptera exigua (beet armyworm)
Lineage: Eukaryota; Metazoa; Arthropoda; Insecta; Lepidoptera; Noctuidae
Source: the annotation of a GenBank genome assembly